This is a messenger RNA of Momordica charantia (bitter melon), 351 nucleotides long. RefSeq lists its product as uncharacterized. The record is from RefSeq and is a predicted model, not a curated record. NCBI's taxonomy places the organism in Eukaryota, Viridiplantae, Streptophyta, Magnoliopsida, Cucurbitales, Cucurbitaceae.
AUGGCUUCUUCCAAGUUCUUGAUCAUUGCAUUAUUCAUGGUCGCUUUGGCACUUUCGAGCGUCGACGCCGCCCGAGCUGCCCGGCAUCUUCUGCAAACCGCUCCACCCUCUCUGCCCAACUUCCCGGUGGUGCCAAUGGGGCUCCCGCCGAUGCCGAUACCGACUUUGCCAAACCCUACUACAGGGCCGAGUAUUAUUCCUUCGCUUCCAAAUCUGCCUCAGCCCACAUUGCCUAGGGUUACACUCCCUCCGCUCCCAAGCUUCCCGGUGAACAUCCCGAGCGGGGCAACGCUGCCUUCUCUACCGUCGAUCCCAUUUCUCGCGCCUCCGCCAGCAACUUCUUCACCCUAA